AUGCCGAACGCAGACCCGAUGACAGAUUCCUUUAGUGGGUCACUGUCGGACUUUGAUAAACUAGAAAUUAUGAUGGAUUUGACUACAUCCAUGAGCGACCUUCCCAACGCGACGUGGAUGCCAAGCCAGCAGUUCUCUGGCCUUGAGACUGCCCCAUGCUCGCACCGCGCAGAUGACUCGAUGCAACAACAAUCAUCAAUCAACAACGACACGCAAUCAGUCACUUCGAAUGGCGCCACGUUUGACCGGUGUAACGCCUUUGUCACAAAGUCUUUGGCAAAAGCAUCAAACCCCGAGGCGGAGGAGCUCCUUGAGGCUGCUAUUGCAGGUUUGGAGACCCUUGGCUUCACGAGUGUCGACUCAUUUGCUGAAGCAUACUAA
Molecule: messenger RNA, 381 nt
Organism: Fusarium sp. VM40
Lineage: Eukaryota; Fungi; Ascomycota; Sordariomycetes; Hypocreales; Nectriaceae
Source: the annotation of a GenBank genome assembly